GACUAGGGAACAGUGAGCAGCCAGUGAAGCAUCCAGCCUGCCGAGCAAGCCUGCUUUUAGGGUCAGGAACUGGUCUGACAAGAGAAUGGCAAUCCUGCCGCCUUUAAACUGUCACUAGGACCCGGUGCGGAAGACGAUGAAUCCACCAGAGGUUCUGGCUCACAGGCGAAACGCGGACCGAGAGAAUGUGAAGACAUAUUUCAGGAUAUUGUGAGUGUUACUAAAGAUGUCUGAUAGUGUCGAUAUUGAAGAGAAACCACCAGCCCCUCCCUUGAGAAUGAACAGUAGUUCCCGUGACUCUUCAUCAGUGAAUCCCGCCUCUAAACCGCUUCCAAUGGCUCCCGAAGAGAAAAUCAAGAAGGUGCGCCUGCGCUCCAUCUUCCCUGGAGGAGAUAAGACUAACAAGAAGAAGGAGAAAGAGCGUCCCGAGAUAUCCCUUCCCUCCGACUUUGAACACACCAUCCAUGUUGGCUUUGAUGCUGUAACAGGAGAAUUCACAGGCAUCCCUGAGCAAUGGGCACGCCUCCUACAGACCUCCAACAUCACCAAACUGGAGCAGAAAAAGAACCCACAGGCCGUAUUGGACGUCCUCAAGUUCUACGACUCCAAAGAGACCGUCAACAACCAGAAGUACAUGAGCUUCACCUCAGGAGACAAGUCAGCACAUGGGUACAUAGCAGCAAACACUCUGAAUCGACUGCUGUCAUCUGGGCCUCCCGUCAGCCUUAGAACCUGCAGCGCAUUAUUUGACAAGGGUGCCAAAACAUCAACUUCAGAACCCCCGAUUGCACCGCCUGUGUCAGAAGAAGAGGAUGAGGAAGAAGAAGAAGAGGAGGAGGAGGAGGAAGACGAGGAUGACGACGACGACGAACUGCCGCCGGUCAUUGCACCUCGACCUGAGCACACCAAAUCGAUCUACACACGCUCAGUCAUGGACCCACCCAAGCCUCCCACUCCCGUCAAAGAGGUUGUGACACCACCUGAGUCGCAGGUCCAGCCAGACAACACAUCGAACACAAUGUAUCGCAACACAGACCGCCAGAGGAAGAAGUCCAAAAUGACGGAUGAGGAGAUCCUGGAGAGACUCAACUCAGGGAGUAUUGUGAGUGUCGGGGAUCCCAAGAAGAAGUACACGCGCUUUGAGAAAAUAGGACAAGGAGCUUCUGGUACUGUGUAUACCGCCAUCGACAUAGCAACAGGCCAAGAGGUGGCCAUCAAGCAGAUGAACCUGCAGCAGCAACCCAAGAAGGAGUUGAUCAUCAAUGAGAUCUUAGUGAUGAGGGAAAACAAAAACUCUAAUAUAGUCAACUACUUGGACAGUUACUUGGUAGGAGAUGAGCUCUGGGUGGUGAUGGAGUAUUUGGCCGGUGGUUCGUUGACAGAUGUUGUGACUGAGACCUGCAUGGAUGAGGGCCAGAUAGCAGCCGUUUGCAGAGAGUGUCUUCAAGCGCUGGAUUUCCUCCACUCCAACCAGGUGAUCCACAGGGACAUAAAAAGUGACAACAUCCUUUUGGGAAUGGAUGGAUCUGUCAAGCUGACCGACUUUGGCUUCUGCGCCCAGAUAACUCCAGAGCAGAACAAGCGCAGUACAAUGGUGGGAACGCCCUACUGGAUGGCACCUGAGGUGGUGACCCGGAAGGCGUACGGCCCAAAAGUGGAUAUCUGGUCUUUGGGAAUCAUGGCCAUAGAAAUGGUGGAGGGAGAACCGCCAUACCUGAAUGAGAAUCCACUCAGAGCCUUGUAUCUGAUAGCUACCAACGGGACACCAGAGCUCCAGAACCCAGAAAGACUGUCCUCGGUCUUCAGAGACUUUCUCAAUCGCUGCCUGGAGAUGGAUGUGGAUCGCAGAGGUUCUGCCAAGGAGCUGCUUCAGCAUUCAUUCCUCAAGCUGGCCAAGCCUCUGUCCAGCCUGACGCCUCUGAUUGUAGCUGCCAAGGAAGCCAUAAAGAACAGCAGUCGCUAGGGGGCACCCUCUGCCCUCACCCAAGGCCGGACCCCUGCCCGAGGUGGGCUUCCUGUGUCUUUGCAGGAUGGGUGAUGUGACGGCACAAAACGAUCGGGGGGACCGAGUGGAGCUCUGAGACUCCCCUUCACGACCCCCUUAUUCUCUCCCCCCCACUCACAUAAGUAGGACGGACGUCGGCCUUGCAGCCUUCCUGUGCUGCUAAAAAAACACCUUUUGUUUACGUCUGCAGCACUCAUGUACAUGUUGAGCAGUCCAUCACUAGUGUGUGUAUGUGUGUGUAUGUGUGUGUCUGCGAGCAUGCACAUCUGUCUAGUUUCUGUGUGUGCGGGGGGAAUUGCUUCCAAACCAAAAAAGAGGGAAAAACACCCUCAAAGAAGAGCUUUUGAUGGAGUUUCCUCUUGUGACAGUGUGGUGCUCGAACAGGCCACGCCCACACCCGGAGGCACACUGUGCUCACAUGACUUUGUAUGAUUGGGUGUGGUGUAUGGUGUGUGUGUGUGUGUGGUGUUUCUUGGUGCAGUUACAGGGGGAAAAGCAGGAUUAAUUUAAUCUAAAUUGACACCAGUAUUCUUCAUUCGUCCCUCUUCUCUUUUAUGUCAAGUUAAUCUUAAUUAAUCUUAGUCAGUUGUUUAGCAUUUCAGGCCAGAAUUUCCAACUGCCCUUUCCAACACAUAUAACAAUACAAAGAUAAUUCUGUCUUUUUCUUAGGGCUGAUUUUAUUUUUGCUGUCUAAAUUCUUGUAACUCCAGCCUAUAGUCGAGUUCAGACGAAUUGCAGAAAGACAAUGGCAAAUAAUAUUAUGGUGUGUAUGCAUGAUUGAAAUGUUCAGUUCAUUUGGAGCUGUUCAUACACAUAGUAUGAUAAAUACAUAUAGUCCUGCCCUGUUGUUAUAUUUUUGCCAAAAUGGGCAUGUCUCUAAAAUAGUCACAAGUGGUGAUUAAUCAUGAUUAAUUAUUUAUAUACUGUGAUUAAUCUGAUUAAAAAUCUUAAUCAUAUGAUAUAUUGCCGGAUAUUGUGUUCCCUCUUUAUCGGACAUGCUUCUUAAUGUUUCAUAUUAAUUCAUUUUUAUUGUGCUUUGAGAAUUCCUAGUUAGCAUUCCUUAAAAAUAUACAUGGAAGUAAUUAUUAUAUUGGAACAUGUUUUUAAAAUGAAAUGUCUCGUCUUUUUCAGGCUUUAUAUAGUUGGGUGAAUAUCUCUGUGCUAAUACUCUCCGUCUGCAGACAUGAUUGUAUUGGUAGCUUUUCCCCAUGUAACUACACCAAUGCGGGUGUGUUUGUGCGUUCUUGUCUUCCAACCCAUAACACCCCACCUUGAAAAAUCAUUUUAUCCUAUUUGUCUGUGUGUGUGUGUGUGUGUGUGUGUGUGUGUGUGAGGGCUACCUCAGUCCGUAGGAGUCCAAUCCUCCACCCUGACACCAGAGGUGCAGGGUAGCUGCUCACUCCCAUUUUUGUACCUCCACUGUACAGCAACGAUCCACCAGAUGAAGGAGUGAUGUGACACACAGGUCAUGCAUGUUAAUCAACCAACAACACUGUAUCUCAUCAUUCACAUAGGUUAAGAUUGUUAGAAUUAUGUAUGUAUGUAAAUAUACUCACCAAACCCCACCUUUUUAUUUUAUUUUUUUUGCAAUUUUGUGUAACUUAAAAGUAAUAUUCAGGUUGCUUUAUGGUAUGUAUCAGUAAAUGUUUUUGCAACCUGCAAAUGGAACAAGAGAAGAACACACACUUCUGUCUUUGGGACACUCCUUUAUGUGGACUGAUGAGUGCUGCACUAGCUAACACUGUGCGAGUGUUAGUUCUUUGUGUGUUUGCGUGACUGAGAGGACGCUUUGAGCAAAAAUGCGCCAGCCCCAAAGGAACUCAUGUACAGGUGCGGACUGUGAGCACAAAAAGGUGAAGUCGGGGAACAAGAGGCACUUCCCACCUGUCCUUAUACCGCCACCACCCCCCCUUUUCUGUGGUUGCUCCUGUACAUUCCUAUCCUCUGAAUGUGUCAAUCUGUACACGUGGUGUGAAAAUUCCUCUAUUAAUGUGUAUCAAGAGAAUGGAACAAAGACAAAAAAUGUUACUUUUUAAAUUAUUAUCAUUAUUCUGACUCUUAUUAUUGUCUAGCUUUGUAAAACUGCUGAUCCACGCGGCGUACCUCAGCAGGAUGACCCCCACCCUCAAUCUUCCUCCACCUGCCCCGCCUUUGAAAAAGGACAAAAUGAACGACGGGGAAAUGAGGUUUUGGAUAAACUAUUUUUAAUUGUGGUUGAAGCAAUAGACUUUUUGAACUUUGAAUUGUGCAUGGCUGUGUCUUGAGUGUAAAAAAAUAUCACAGUUUGGGAACUGGACUGAAAUAAAAAAAGAGGAAACAAGAUUUGCUGUAAUGCAUAACCCUGUUACCUAUUUAAACUGGGGAUGCUCCGAUCAGGGUUUUAUGUUGCCGGCUCCGGUACCGAUCAUCCACAAGUGAGAUCAACCAACAUCUAUCACAUGGUUUAACUGUACUUUUUCCAAUUUAUUAUGAGUGGUAUUGGCCUUGGGUGCUGUUAGACGAUUUCGAGGGUCCCUGGCAAAGAGGGUUUUUUUUUUUUUUGCCUUUUUUGGUGUGGAACAUUUUUGUACUGUUUGACAUAAACCUGAAUUUAAUUUGAUGCAUGUUUUGGAGUAAUAAUGAGAAAUAAACUUAAGAGAAUUAAGAUAAUACAAAUAAAUUCAGUGUCCAGGUUGCAGGGGUCUCCAACUAUUUGUGUUCUACUUUAUUUACCAACAGAGCUCCACUCAAACAGUGUGGGCAUUGUCUUUAUGCCAUGAAGACAUAAAGUCUGAAUUCAACAGUUAUAAUAAAAAAAAAUUGGCAUCAACAUCACCUUGUGAGAUAGGAGACAAAAAAAACCUGUGAGACCCCUGUGUAAGACUGG
This is a messenger RNA of Doryrhamphus excisus (bluestripe pipefish), 4871 nucleotides long. Its product is annotated as serine/threonine-protein kinase PAK 3. NCBI's taxonomy places the organism in Eukaryota, Metazoa, Chordata, Actinopteri, Syngnathiformes, Syngnathidae. Gene Ontology annotation, molecular function: ATP binding; protein serine/threonine kinase activity. Gene Ontology annotation, biological process: protein phosphorylation. The record is from RefSeq and is a predicted model, not a curated record.